UAUUUCAGUAAUGUCAGCUGAUAGCUGACAGUUCUUGGUGAAGUGGCUCGAGGAGGAACAGUUCUCAUGUCUUAAGCAUAAUAUAUUCGUGUUUUUGUUGUGUUACUUAAUUACAAAGCUCUUAAAGUUGUCGUUGCACUUGAUUUGAAAAAAUGUCAUAACGUGAAAAUUGCAAAAAUGAACGUGGAACAGAACCGUUUGGACACUUUCGAAGAGUGGCCUCAAGACGCCGCUGUGACACCCCCUCGAAUCGCCAAAGCCGGUUUUUUCUACACCAAGCACGACGUCACCGUCGAAUGUUUCUCCUGUCACUUAACAAUCUCGGAAUGGAACUACGGUGACCAAGUAAUGGCCAAACACAAAACCCUCAACCCUUCUUGCCCCUUCGUAUUAAAUCCAACUACCUCAGGAAAUGUUCCUAUAAUAUCACCUACAAAUGUACCUUCGACUUCCGACUCAAUGAAAGACGAAGCAAUCCGGCUCAAAACCUUCGCCAAAUGGCCCAAACCCCACAUCGUGGCCCCCGAGCGCCUCGCCCGCGCCGGCUUCUACUAUCUCAACACGGGCGACAACACGAAAUGCGCUUUUUGCAAGGGGGUAGUGCGGGCGUGGGAACUCGGCGACGACCCCGACCAAGAGCACAAACGCCACUUCGAGGACUGCCCUUUCGUCCUCACCGAAAUCGUCCCCAGGCUCAACCAAAACACAAAUGGACAAGCCAAGACAGACUCGUCCUUCACAAAUUUGCAUCUAGUCGCCAACGAAAACUUACAUUGUCUGGGGGUCCAGACGCACAAAGGCCCAAAAAAACCCAACUAUGCCACCCUAGAAUCACGGUUAAGAUCAUUCGCAACGUGGCCCCCUGAUCUGAUCCAAACCCCAGAUAUCCUGUCUCAAGCCGGAUUUUAUUACGAGGGAAUGGGGGAUCAGGUCAGGUGUUUCCACUGCGAUGGAGGCCUCAGGCACUGGGACCCCCAAGACGAUCCUUGGACGGAGCAUGCCAGGUGGUUCCCAAGGUGCUCCUUCAUCAAGCUGGUCAAGGGGCAGGACUUUGUCACUGCCUGCUCCCUCGAACUCAACGUCAACAGCAAUCUGGAGGAGGUCGACCAGAAGAACUACUCGAGUGUCCAGCCGCGAAAACGCGAAGUUACCGAGCAAGAAAUCCAGGAGCAUAUGUUAGGGGAAGUGGCCCUUUCUGCCCUAAGUAUCGGCUUGAAUGUUGAAAGGGUGAAAAGGGCGAUUCGGGAGAAAUUGGAACAGACUGGUCGUGGGUACUCACAGCCGGACGCUCUGGUCGAAGCUGCUCUCAAUCUUCAGCACAGCGAAGAAGAUUCGUCCGACGAUCAAGAUACUCACGUGAAGAAUGUCGUAGAAAAUGUUUUAGAUAAUAUAAUUGCACGGAGUUGCUCGAGUGAGAUUAAAACAGAAAACGAAUCGAUAGUUAAGGAAUCAAAAUCGAAUAAAACAUUAUCGUUAGAAGAAGAGAAUCGAAUUUUGAAAGAAGCAAGACUGUGUAAGAUUUGUAUGGAUGCCGAAGUCGGUAUAGUGUUUCUACCGUGCGGACAUUUAACGACGUGUGUUAAUUGUGCACCGAAUUUGGAAGAUUGCCCUCUUUGUAGAUCAGCCAUCAAAGCAACUGUUAGAACUUUUUUGUCAUAACUAUUUAUUAACUCAAUAAAUUUAUUUU
Messenger RNA from Tribolium madens (black flour beetle), 1687 nucleotides. RefSeq names its product baculoviral IAP repeat-containing protein 7-A-like. The transcript has 2 exons. Gene Ontology annotation, biological process: regulation of cell cycle; negative regulation of apoptotic process; positive regulation of protein ubiquitination. The record is from RefSeq and is a predicted model, not a curated record. Gene Ontology annotation, cellular component: cytoplasm; nucleus. The coding region runs from base 178 to 1659 and encodes 493 amino acids. NCBI's taxonomy places the organism in Eukaryota, Metazoa, Arthropoda, Insecta, Coleoptera, Tenebrionidae. Gene Ontology annotation, molecular function: ubiquitin protein ligase activity; cysteine-type endopeptidase inhibitor activity involved in apoptotic process.